AUGAGAAAUCACACAAUGAUUAAAGAGUUUGUACUCUUGGGCAUAUCAGACAACCCAGAGCUUCAGGUUAUACUUUUUAUCUUUUUAUUCGUAACUUAUUUAUCAAACAUCACUGGAAACCUAACCAUCAUCAUUCUCACCUUGUUGGACUCACAUCUAAAGACCCCUAUGUAUUUCUUCCUCCGGAAUUUCUCCUUCUUGGAAAUUGCAUUCACCAGUGUUUGCAUCCCCAGAUUUUUGGGGUCAAUAAUUACUAAAGUCAAGACCAUUUCCUAUAACAACUGUUUAGCUCAAUUAUAUUUCUUCAUCUCCAUGGGUGUGUCUGAAUUUUUCCUUCUAACUGCUAUGUCCUAUGAUCGCUAUGUCGCCAUCUGCAAGCCACUGCAUUACACCACCAUCAUGAAUAAGAAAGUCUGCUCCCUUCUUGUCUUUGGUUCAUGGCUGGCAGGAGUUCUGACCAUCUUCCCACCCCUUAUGCUUAUCCUCAGGUUAGAUUUCUGUGCUUCCAAUGUCAUCAAUCACUUCUCUUGUGACUACUUCCCCAUUCUCGAACUCUCUUGCUCUGAUACGUGGCUUUUAGAGAUGAUUGGCUUUUACUUUGCCUUUGUUACUCUUCUCUUCACAUUGGCGUUGGUGAUUCUGUCCUACAUAUGCAUCAUUAGCACCAUUCUGAGAAUUCCAUCUGCCGGUCAGAGGAAAAAGGCUUUCUCCACUUGUUCCUCUCACAUGAUUGUCAUCUCCAUCUCUUAUGGAAGCUGCAUAUUCAUGUAUGUCAAGCCUUCAGCAAAACAAAGAGCAUCACUGACCAAAGGAGUAGCUCUCCUCAACACUACUAUUCCUCCCAUGUUGAACCCUUUUAUUUAUACUUUGAGGAACCAGCAAGUAAAACAAAGCUUCAAACACUUGGUUCAUAAGGUAGUAUUUUACAGAAGCAAAUGA
Marmota flaviventris (yellow-bellied marmot) is the source of this 939-nucleotide messenger RNA. Its product is annotated as olfactory receptor 6C3-like. The record is from RefSeq and is a predicted model, not a curated record. Gene Ontology annotation, cellular component: membrane. Gene Ontology annotation, molecular function: G protein-coupled receptor activity; olfactory receptor activity. Gene Ontology annotation, biological process: G protein-coupled receptor signaling pathway. Lineage: Eukaryota; Metazoa; Chordata; Mammalia; Rodentia; Sciuridae.